AACACCUAGAUCAACUCUUCAUCCAAGCUUGCUGGACUUUUGCAUUACGUAAGUAAAGUGCGUAGCCUUUAACAACGGGCGUGGCUUCCUGGGGCAUUUUUUUUUGCUGAAGUUGAAUGCGGAAGACAUACAGGGAACCCAGAAUUGCUGACAAACACUGUGCCUGAAGUACGUUUCUAAGGAUUUUGCGUGAGACCUGAAGUGUUCGACAAUAUAACAAUGUGGCCAAAUCAAGGUCCUCAUCCGCCAGUGGGCCCACCAAACCCUGCCUACCCUCCUGCCUACAGCCCUGAAUAUCCUGUUGCACCUCCAUCAGGACUCUUCCCCCAACCUCCACAGCCAACAUACCCAGGCCAAUACCCAGCUGGGCAAAACCCAGCUGGGCAAUACCCAGCUGGGCAAUACCCAGCUGGGCAAUACCCAGCUGGCAUGAACCCAGCCAUGGUACCACAUGCACCUCCAGGGGCAAUGCCUUAUACAGCUCCAGGGCCACAUGGUUAUCCUAUGGUUCCAGGUGGAUAUCCAGUAGUCCCUCCUGCAGACCAUAAAGGCCAUAAAGGCCAUAAAGGCCAUAAAGGCCAUAAAGGUCAUCAUCAUGGAGACUUUAAUCCCAUGGCUGGAGCAUGCGCCGGAGGAAUGGCUGGAAUUGGAAUGGGGGUGGGCGGACACAAAGCCAAGAAAAUGAAGAAGAAGAAAGCACAUAAGGGGCACAAACACGGCAAGUCCUCCAGCAGCAGCAGCAGCAGCAGCAGCAGUGACGAAGAGUGAGGCCACCACUUCAAGACUAGGCUUUUAAAGAAAAGUCGCUUUACAAAAGGGCAACCUGACUAUUAACAAACCAUAAACACACUAAAGUUAUACUUAUCACUUUUAACAGGAUGUUAAACUUAAAAAUGCAGAGAUUUAUCAUGGACUAUUUAAACUAGAAAAGCAUGCAUACGCUGUUGCUGUAAACAUUUCCACAGCAUUUGGCUGUAAUUGCAUUCCAUCAUGUCUUUUUUUUUUUUUUUUGGUGUUUAUGUCAAAUGUUCCAUGGUGACAGUUUCUGUACAACAGUAAAAAUGCACUACAAAUACACUGUUUACUGUCUAAAAUUCUGAUUUAGCAAAAGACAAUAUGUAUAUUUUGUUGUUUUCUUAGGAAGUUUAACCUAGAGGUGAAGAAUGAUACAGAUAUUGAGUGACUUUAUUUUAUUUUCUAAUUUUAUGUUCACUCGUUCACUACUACACAUGACUGCAGAAAUCGUUAUUCUGCAUUGCUUUGUAUCUGUACUAAUUGUGAUGAUAUAUAAAGUGUUUUAAUUGACCUCCUCAAUAAAUAGAUUUAAAUGAAAAGUC
Messenger RNA from Sander lucioperca (pikeperch), 1337 nucleotides. It is a transcript of the gene prr13, whose product is annotated as proline rich 13. The transcript has 4 exons. The record is from RefSeq and is a predicted model, not a curated record. NCBI's taxonomy places the organism in Eukaryota, Metazoa, Chordata, Actinopteri, Perciformes, Percidae. Bases 220 to 768 code for a protein of 182 amino acids.